AUGAUGAUGGCCUCUAUCAAGACCAAAAAGGGUUUAUUCUGGAAAUGUUUUGCUGCAGUUACUGUAGUCAUUUUGUUUUUGUGGUUGUUGUAUUCACCUUCAACAUCAAAUUAUAUAUUCAAUAACAACACUGUCCAGAAAGACUCCAAUGUACCAUCUUUAGAUCAGUUGAAUGUCAAUGACAAUAUAGUGUGUUCAGCCACAAAGGAUGGCCUACCAUCCACUGAAUAUGCCGUCAUGAUUGAUGCUGGAUCAUCAGGCUCUCGUGUGCAUGUGUAUCGAUUCAAUGUAUGUAACGACCCAGUCUUGGAAGACGAAGUUUUCCACAAGCUCGAACCUGGAUUAUCCUCGUUCAAAGACGAUGCUGAGGGGGCUGCCAACUCAUUGAAGCCCUUGAUGGAGAUUGCGGUCAAGAGCGUACCCGAGGAACAUCAAAAAUGUACACCCAUUGCCGUCAAGGCCACUGCUGGUUUGCGUAUGCUGGGCGCUGAGAAGAGCGAUCGCAUUCUUGCCAGCGUACGUAAAUAUUUGGAAACAUAUCCAUUCCCUAUUGCUAAAGACAAUGGCAUUGAAAUUAUGGAAGGCAAAGACGAAGGUGUUUAUGCUUGGAUUACGGUCAACUAUUUGUUGGGUAAACUCAAAAAGAGCCAACGUGGACAAUCAGCAGCUGUCUUUGAUUUGGGAGGUGCAUCGACUCAGAUUGUGUUUGAACCCACAUUUCCAAUGACAGAGUCCAUGUCGGAAGGCGAGCACAAGUAUGAACUGGAUUAUCAAAACAGCACUUUUGGGUUGUAUCAGCAUUCCUACUUGGGUUACGGCUUGAAUGAAGCUCGCAAGCGCAUCAAGGCUGAACUGGUCAGCAUGUGGAAAGAAGAGGCGGCAUUGACUGGCAAAGUGUACCACCCUUGUUUGCCUGCAGAUCACACAGAAGAGAUUGAGCUCAAGAAUGGCACCAUGAUCCAAUUGGUGGGUACUGGAGCUGGACAUGCCGAGUGUCGUGGUAUCAUUGAAAACGUGUUCAACAAGGACAAGCUAUGUGAGUUGGGUCCAUGUGCCUUUGAUGGUGUCUACCAACCUUCCAUUACCGAUACAUUCAAGGACAGAGAUUUGUACGUAUUUUCCUACUUUUACGACUUGACUCAGCCCUUGGGUAUGCCACUUGAGUUCAGUGUACGUGAAUUAGGGGAAUUGACGGACCGUGUGUGUCGUGGUGAAACAAAGCCAUUCCUGCAUGUACCUGGUGCCAUCCAAACAUUGCGAGACAAGCCUGAUUAUUGCUUGGAUCUAACAUAUAUCCACAACCUCCUUAAAUUCGGCUAUGAUAUUCCCAAUGACAGAUUAGUGCGUACAGCCAAAAAGAUUCGUGGGGCUGAAACUGGCUGGUGUUUGGGUGCCUCCAUUGCCAUGAUUGAUGAAGCCAAGCUUUGUCAAGUUUAA
Mucor velutinosus is the source of this 1437-nucleotide messenger RNA. RefSeq names its product Mitochondrial succinate-fumarate transporter. Gene Ontology annotation, cellular component: Golgi apparatus. Bases 1 to 1437 code for a protein of 478 amino acids. Gene Ontology annotation, molecular function: hydrolase activity. Gene Ontology annotation, biological process: protein N-linked glycosylation. The record is from RefSeq and is a predicted model, not a curated record. Lineage: Eukaryota; Fungi; Mucoromycota; Mucoromycetes; Mucorales; Mucoraceae. The transcript is spliced from 3 exons.